AAACUGUGGAAUAUUGUACAAGGUAUUAUCCAAAUGCUAACAUUUAAUGCAAACACAACACAUAGCAACCAACACCAACCCUGGAUUUUUCCUUGUUUAAAAACUCUUUCUUGUUCAGCUCAUCAAUCACACACACACAAAAGGAAAACGCGCACACGCAAGAACAGGCAGGUAGAGAUGGUGAACCUAGUAGCAGCACAGAAGCCAUUAUUACUUUGCUUGAUGAAAAUGGCUGGCAUUAGACCUCACACCAUAGAAAUCGAACCAGGCACCGUGAUGAACAUUUGGGUCCCCUGUGAAACGCUAAAAAAACCCAACAAAAAGUCCGAAAAAUCCACCACCGAAUACCAAAUCACUAAACCUAAGCCUACCAAACCAGUUGUAAUACUCGUCCAUGGAUUUGCAGCAGAAGGAAUUGUCACCUGGCAAUUUCAAGUUGGUUCCUUGGCAAAAAAAUACUCGGUUUACGUGCCGGACCUCUUGUUUUUCGGCGGUUCCACCACCAACAGCCCCGACCGUUCACCUACUUUCCAGGCAGAGUGUCUAUUGAAGGGGCUGAGGAAGAUGGGGAUUGAGAGGUGCACCGUUGUAGGGUUCAGCUACGGUGGCAUGGUGGCGUUUAAGAUGGCGGAGAUGUACCCGGAAUUUGUGGAGGCUGUGGUGAUUUCCGGUUCUAUCCUUGCCAUGACUGAUUCUAUAAGUAAUGAGACACUCGAAAGCCUGGGAUUUUCUUCUUCUGCACAGCUUCUGUUGCCGAACACAGUGAAGGAAUGUAAGGCACUUCUGAAAGUCGCCGCUCACAAGAAACUUUGGUUCCCUAAUCGCCUUCAUCGGGAUUUUCUUGAGGUGAUGUUUAACAACAGAAAGGAAAGAGCUGAAUUGCUUGAAGGUCUGGUGGUUACCAACAAAGAUGUUGCCAUCCCAAAAUUUCCACAGAGAAUACAUCUUCUCUGGGGUGAAAAGGAUCAGAUUUUCAAGCUGGAACUUGCUCAAAAAAUGAAAGAGCAGCUAGGAGAUAAGGCAACAUUUGAAGACAUAACGAAAGCAGGUCACCUGGUUCACGUAGAGCGCCCUUGCGUCUACAAUAGGUGUCUCAAGAAGUUCCUUGCUUCCCUGCAUGCAGAUAUUAAGCCAAAAAAAUGAAUCUUGAUUUACUCUGUAUUAUAGUUACUCCAAUCUUCAUUCUCUCUGAACUUUAAGUCUACGUUUCGGUUUAUGAUUAAGAAUAAAAGGAAGGUUAGUAAACCAGUGGGAUGAUUAGUGAAUUUCCGUAUUCAUUCACUAUGUAAAACCAGUGGGAAUUUCUAUGUAAAACGAAAGUUCAUUCACUCUGUAAACUAGGUUGGAUUUUUAAAAAAAGUAUGAUGCCCAGAACUUUUAUCUUA
This is a messenger RNA of Olea europaea var. sylvestris, 1385 nucleotides long. RefSeq names its product epoxide hydrolase 4-like. The transcript is spliced from 4 exons. The record is from RefSeq and is a predicted model, not a curated record. Gene Ontology annotation, molecular function: catalytic activity. NCBI's taxonomy places the organism in Eukaryota, Viridiplantae, Streptophyta, Magnoliopsida, Lamiales, Oleaceae. Bases 34 to 1143 code for a protein of 369 amino acids.